AUGCCUCGGGACGAGCAGCUCCCGUGGGACCAUGUCCCAGCGCAGCUCUCCUCCCAGGAGGCAACUGAGCUGAUCCUGCAACACAUCGAGAAAGGCCAAGUGUUCGCCAAGAAUGUUGUUUCCAAAGCAGACAAGAAAGAUUUGAGGAACUAUGAGAAAAAGGCAGUCCGGCAAUUUGACAAGAUGUCAAACUUGCCAAAGCGUCGCAGUGCACCUGACCUUCACGCGGCCUCUGCCGAAGCACGCCACCACUCAGGAGGCGUGAUGUCGAUGUCAAACUCGUCCUCGUUCUUUCAAAGGCCCAACUUUCAGCGCGGCUUCGGCGUCUCCAAGAGACCACCCAUUUAUGCCGGCAUCGACAAUGACCUGAGCCCCGGCGAGUACGACACCCAUCUUGUCGGAGCAAUGGUGUGGGAGAAGGAGAUCGGUCUUUCACACCCGGCGCAGAAGCAGCUUUCGUCUCACAAAUCGCCAUCGCUCGUCACCUUUACCCAGCAGAAGGGUAUAGGUCUUUCGCAGGCGAAAAUCACUGGUGCACCCGGACCUGGCCACUACAAAGCACCGGACUACUGGGAUGCCACCUGGCAGCAUCACCCACCAGCUGGAACCAGCUUCGCGAGAACACCGCCUGAGCCUGGUGACUCACGGUUUGGUGGACUAGCCAAGGGCAUCCUGAAGAACUGA
Messenger RNA from Symbiodinium necroappetens, 684 nucleotides. NCBI's taxonomy places the organism in Eukaryota, Dinophyceae, Suessiales, Symbiodiniaceae. The record is from the annotation of a GenBank genome assembly.